UGUGCAGAAUUGAUAUCUGUCAAAUGGCAAUUUGUCAAAAGUACAUAAUUUUAUUUUGUAAAUAAUAUCAUUGAAAUAUAAUUUCGAUGCACAGUUUUGUCAAAUAAUAAUAAAAAUACGGACAAUGGCUUAUUUUAAGCGUUGGCGAUAUGCAGCGUUUAUUAGUGGAUUUGUUGGUUUGUUAGGACUGACUUUGUACCCUAUCGCUAUAAGCCCAAUGAUAGACCCUUCGGAAUACAAAAAAAUUCAAAAGGAAACCAGAAAGAAUAUUAGGCAAGAGGAUAUCCAACCAGGAAAUAUGAAAGUCUGGUCAGAUCCAUUUGACCGUAAAAAGCCUCAAAAUGAAUGAAAUACAUAAGAUUAUUUAUUAGUUAAUGUAAAAAUAAUGUUACUUAGUUGUUUGUAAAAUAAAGAAUUUCAUAAGAA
Messenger RNA from Nymphalis io (European peacock), 426 nucleotides. Its product is annotated as small integral membrane protein 20. Lineage: Eukaryota; Metazoa; Arthropoda; Insecta; Lepidoptera; Nymphalidae. The record is from RefSeq and is a predicted model, not a curated record. The transcript is spliced from 3 exons. Gene Ontology annotation, cellular component: mitochondrial inner membrane. Gene Ontology annotation, biological process: mitochondrial respiratory chain complex IV assembly. Bases 125 to 349 code for a protein of 74 amino acids.